Molecule: messenger RNA, 1015 nt
Organism: Leptidea sinapis
Lineage: Eukaryota; Metazoa; Arthropoda; Insecta; Lepidoptera; Pieridae
Exons: 4
Coding region: 159-788 (209 amino acids)
Molecular function (GO): protein binding
Source: RefSeq, a predicted model, not a curated record
UUUAUGUUUAUGACAGUUAAGUAUUUAUUUUGAAAUUAUUUUCAAAAAAUCAAGCUUUUAUUUAAAAAGUUUAUACUUGAAAGUUACAACGUUAUUUGAUGCUGUGAAGCUGUUUUUAUGAAUCCAGUACAUAGUUUAUAAAUUUAUUAUUGUUCAUCAUGGAAGUUAAUCCUGCUGAAACAUCAGAAUUACUAAUCAGUAAUACAGAUCCUGCAAGCUUUGAUGUAACGGUAGGAGCGUUAUUAAUUGGAGUAGGUGCUGAAAAAUACAUACCAAUAUUCAGAAAACACAACAUUGGGCAAUGUACACUUAUGGAAUUGAAUGAUGAAGAUUUAAUAAAACUAGGAAUUGAUGAUAUUGAUAUACGAAAGAAGUUGAUUGAUGAAGUGAAGAAUUUACCAAUUUAUCGAGAACAAUCUAAUAACUUAUGUAAUACAGAACCUAAUUUGGGGCCUUUGGAAAUAAUACAAGUACUUGAAGAAAGCUCCCAGCAUUUGUACAGAUUGCACUUAAGUAUGAUGGCAAACAACAUUUCACUAAAGAAAUCUAAGAGAGUGACGGAUUGUUUGAUACAUCAAGACAUAUAUGCAUCUGAUGUGUGCCUCUGUACAUUGAGCCAUAUGAACAAUUUAUUAAAUUCUAUGGAGUUGGCAUUACAUACAAAAUUUAAGAGUUUGUCUUCAAAAUCGUCUGAGAGAAGAAAUAAAAAGAUACUCGUCGGUGCGUUUGGAACCAUAGCUGUUGGUGUGCUGUCGGUACUUUUCAUCCGUUCCUUAAAGCACAUGUAGGUUCCUAGAUUUAGAGUAAGAAACCAAAUGUUACCUCCAUUGAAGUCAACAUAUCAGAUCACUGUAAUGUGUUUAUGAAAAACAUGUUUCUAUUUGUACAUAAAACUUGUAAGACCCAAUAUUUGUUAAGAUUAUAGUUUCUCAGUCAACGUGAUAAUGAACAUUGAGCAAUGUGAAAAUUGUUGUUACAAAAUGAUUGUUGAAUAAAGAGUUUUAUAUGGAAAAAU